Molecule: messenger RNA, 1312 nt
Organism: Stereum hirsutum FP-91666 SS1
Lineage: Eukaryota; Fungi; Basidiomycota; Agaricomycetes; Russulales; Stereaceae
Exons: 7
Coding region: 168-1181 (337 amino acids)
Cellular component (GO): SAGA complex
Source: RefSeq, a predicted model, not a curated record
CGACUCUACCUCAUCCCACUCAGGCUGGUGGUUGCUGCGAUCCACAAUCGAGCUCUGGUCCUUAGUCUCUCUUCUGUACCGCCCAUCAGGGGGGUUACACCGACUCUGUGGUCCUCUUCCUUCUUUGUUCGUGUCCACUGCACUGUCAUCAUCAUCUCGGCCACGCGAUGUCCGAAAGAAGACGAGGUGUGGCGUCAAAGCGACCCGCCUCUACGGAAGAAGUCGAAUGUUGGGCACACGCGGCGGCAUCGCUGCAGGCGCUUUCGAAGCUCUCUUUGGUUGCGAUGAAGGAAGAUACGGUAGGAAAGGUGAACCGGUUAUUUUUGGCAUGGCCGGCCGACGAAGAGCUUCCUACGGGUGGCAUCGACGAAGUCAACGAUCUUCACAAGAAGUUGAAAAAUGGUCUGGCAGAAAUCAAAGUAGAUGCGGAACGCGAGAUCAAGGCGCUCGACGAUGCAAUAGAAAGCAUAGGAGUGCUUAUAGCGCUUCGAACGGCCUCUGAAUCAAUACCGCCUGGCCCUGAAAAACGCGUUAAACGUCCACGAGGUCACUCACCUCCAGGGCCCACAGGCGUAUCCACUCCUAUGCUUGCAGCUGCAAAGAACGGUCGCGAUUCUGUUGGACCAACGAUUCCUUUCUCUCGCGACCCGAAGGCCCGAAGAGAGGCCCUAGCCAAACAGUUGCCACUCAAAGAGAACAGAAUGGUCGCUUUCCACCAACAUCCGAAAGGCAACGGAAAUGAUCCUAAUACUAAUUCCGAGUCGCAAGAUGAGACAUCGUGGAUCCUGGCCAAGAUAACAAAAUGUAUCGGUCAAGACAAAAAUCGAUAUAUCGUCGAGGACGUUGAUGCCGAUGUCGAUGGAAAGGCGAUGACCUGGCAUACGACGCUCAGAAAUAUCAUUCCCCUUCCCGAUCUCAAUGCGCCUCCGGAUAGCCCUACACACCUGAACGCUUACCAAGAGUUUCCCCCUGGCUCGACCGUUAUGGCCCUCUACCCUGAUACCUCAUGUUUCUAUCGAGCUCAAGUCAUUGCCUCUCCCAAAGAGGUAAACCCGGGCGGACGCGGCGCUUCUGCGACGAAGUCAAAAGUUGGAAAGGUAUACAAGCUCAAAUUCGAAGACGAUAACGAUCAAGAACACACAGUAUAUGCUGAAUGGGUUGUCGAGUACCCUGGCACAUGACGUCGUGUUGUCAUGUUUGCGCUGCUGCCCCAUGGGCCUCGCAAACAAUCCAUUUUCGAAGAUAGCUUGGUUCAGAGACCCUUAUUUAUCGCCAAAUCUUUGAAUUGAUUAUUAUUACAGAUGAUCUAUCG